Penicillium paradoxum is the source of this 3879-nucleotide messenger RNA. RefSeq lists its product as uncharacterized. The coding region runs from base 1 to 3879 and encodes 1292 amino acids. Lineage: Eukaryota; Fungi; Ascomycota; Eurotiomycetes; Eurotiales; Aspergillaceae. The record is from RefSeq and is a predicted model, not a curated record. The transcript is spliced from 2 exons. Gene Ontology annotation, molecular function: protein binding.
AUGGGUGACCCGUUCUCGAUUUUGUCCGGGGCUGCGGGGAUAAUCUCCCUUGGCAUUCAAACCACCCAAGGUCUGAUCGACUUUUACUCCGCCUACAAGGAUCAGGAUGCCAAUCUGGCGAGGACUACAAAGAAUUUGGAGACCCUUCAGACAGUCUUUCAAUCCCUGAAGGCUGCCUUGACGACUCGCCUGUCUCGCGCGCACCCCGAGGAGCUCGAGAAACAAGUCGAUGAGGCCAUACAGAGAUGCGAGGAAAUCAUCUUGGAGCUCAAAACUGACUGUCAGAAAUUUGUCAAAGAUCCAAAUGCCAACCUCAAAGGUCGAAUUCAAAUUGCCGGUCGUCGUGCAGCUUACCCAUUUCGAAAAAGCACUCUGGAAAAGCUUGAGGAAGCCAUUGCCGAGAUACGCGAGGAUUUGUCGAUUGCACUCGAUGUCCUACAGCUGAAGGGCCAGAAUGAAAUUCAAGAUGGUAUAUCGGAUCUUAAGUCCCUGCUCGAGCGCACAACCGCUAGCCAGGUGUCGUUCAUGGUUCGCGCAUGGCUGGCAGCACCGGACGCAUCUCUCAAUCAUAACGCUGCUUCUGCCAAACGUCGUGCAGAUACUGGACUCUGGCUCGUCAAUGGCCCUCGGUUCGCUGACUGGCUAGUGGGACAAAAUUCCUUCCUUUGGCUGAACGGCUUUGCUGGAUGUGGCAAGUCUGUCCUGUGCUCAACUGCAAUCGAAUAUACAUUCAAGAGGAUGAAGCAUAGCCAGGGGGUAGGAAUCGGGUAUUUCUACUUUUCCUUCACCGAUGAGGCGAAGCAAGAUGAUAGUGGCAUGUUACGCACAUUGCUAUUGCAACUGUCAGCGCAAGUCCAAGAUGGCGAGCAGCAUCUGGAGCAACUAUACCAGCUGCACAAGUCCAGUAGCCCCCCAGUGAACGUGCUUCUCAACUCACUUUACAAAUUUCUUGGUCAACUGCGUGAUUGCUAUAUUUUAGUCGAUGCAUUGGAUGAAAGCCCACGGGACAGCAAGAGGGAAAGUGUUUUGAGCACGAUCCAGACGAUACGGGAUUGGGCCUUGCCAAGCGUUCAUCUCCUGAUAACCAGUCGUGAUGAAUUCCAUAUCCGUCAAUCUCUAGAGCCCUCUCGUGACGAAGAUCUCUUGAUGAGAAAUCCCGAACUUGACGAAGACAUAGAAAACUUCAUCUCUUACCAACUCGACAAUGACCCCAAACGCCAUAAGUGGGAACGCCGUAGGAAAGAAAUUCAACAGAAGUUGACUCAGAACGCGCAAGGAGUGUUCCGAUAUGUUGAGUGUCAGUUCAAUGCUCUCAGGAAAGUGCACACUGGAAACCAGCUUGAUAAAUGCCUCCAGUCAUUGCCCCGUGACUUGGAUCAAACGUACGCGCGCAUCCUAUGCAAUAUCGAUGAAGACUAUGUCGAAGACGUGCGGCGGAUUUUGACUAUCCUUUCGGUCUCCACCCGACCACUGGCAGUCGAAGAGCUGAUUGAUGCUCAUGCUGUUGAUCUUACCGAUCCACCGCGUCUUGACCGUGAUGGCCGUUCAUACGACCAAGAAGGCCUUAUUGACAUCUGCCUUGGUCUUGUUGAAAUCGCGACCGGGAAAGAUAUUGCUGGUAGAACCAACUCCAUUGCACGCAUAGCACAUUUCUCUGUUCAAGAGUACCUUCAAUCGGAUCGUAUCUUGAAAGAAACAUGCAAAGCAUUCGCUAUUCUAAGUGGGCCGGCACACACAGAAGCCGCCAGGAUCUGCCUUUGCUACUUGCUGGAACCAAGUCUUGUCACAGGGGACCUUGAUAUAGCGAAAGUCAAAAAAUUUCCACUUGCUCAAUUCGCUGCGCAAAAUUGGGCUCAUCACUUUUUACGUUCUGAUGAACAGCAGAUUGUGGAAGAACUCGUUUUAAGGCUUCUCGAAGAUCAAAGCGAUGCUCUGGUGACGUGGGUGAGGUUACAUGAUCCGGAUCAAGCAUUUGAAGGAUUUAUGGUAUUUAAUGUGAGGAAGCAGGAUUUAGCCUCCCCUAUAUAUUACGCAACAGUGAUGGGGCUACAGUCAAUACUCGGGCGGUUACUCACAGGCAGCUAUCACGGCGCGUCUUUGUCAAAGGCAAUCAACGCCCGGCGAAGGCGGUCCGGAACUGCCCUCCAGGCUGCUGCGAGGAUCAAAGAUAAUACAUCUAUCGUGCAGAUGCUGCUAGAUAAAGGUGCCGAUGUCAACGUCCAGGGAGGGAAGUACGGAACUGCCCUCCAGGCUGCUGCGAGGAUCAAAGAUAAUACAUCUAUCGUGCAGAUGCUGCUAGAUAAAGGUGCCGAUGUUAACGCCCAGGGAGGGCCAUCCGGAAGUGCCCUCCAGGCUGCUGCGAGCAUCGAAGAUAAUACAUCUAUCGUGCAGAUGCUGCUAGAUAAAGGUGCCGAUGUCAACGCCCAGGGAGGGCCAUCCGGAAGUGCCCUCCAGGCUGCUGCGAGCAUCGAAGGUAAUACAUCUAUCGUGCAGAUGCUGCUGGAUAAAGGUGCCGAUGUCAAUGCCCAGGGAGGGGAGUACGGAACUACCCUCCAGGAUGUUGUGCGCUUCAAACAAAAUACAUCUAUCGUGCAGAUGCUGCUAGAUAAAGGUGCCGAUGUCAAUGCCCAGGGAGGGGAGUACGGAACUGCCCUCCAGGCCGCUGCGAGCAUCAAAGAUAAUACAUCUAUCGUGCAGAUGCUGCUAGAUAAAGGUGCUAAUGUCAAUGUCCAGGGAGGGCGCUUCGGAAAUGCUCUCGGGGCUGCUGUGCGUAGUGAAGAUCCAUGUCUCGUGCAGAUGCUGCUAGAUAAAGGUGCCAAUGUCAACGCCCAGGGAGGGCGCUUCGGAGAUGCCCUCCAGAGUGCUGCGCGCGUCAAAGAUAAUACAUCUAUCGUGCAGAUGCUGCUAGAUAAAGGUGCCGAUGUCAACGCCCAGGGAGGGCUCUUCGGAGAUGCGCUCCAGGCUGCUGCGAGGAACAAAGAUAAUACAUCUAUCAUGCAGAUGCUACUAGAUAAGGGUGCCGAUAUCAACGCCCAGGGAGGGCCAUCCGGAAGUGCCCUCCAGGCUGCUGCGAGCAUCGAAGGUAAUACAUCUAUCGUGCAGAUGCUGCUGGAUAAAGGUGUCGAUGUUAACGCCCAGGGAGGGGACUUCGGAAAUGCCCUCCAGGCUGUUGCAUUCACCAAAGAUAAUACAUCUAUCGUGCAGAUGCUACUAGAUAAGGGGGCCGAUAUCAACGCCCAGGGAGGGGACUUCGGAAAUGCCCUCCAGGCUGCUGCAUUCACCAAAGAUAAUACAUCUAUCGUGCAGAUGCUGUUAGAUAAGGGGGCCGAUGUCAACGCCCAGGGAGGGUACUUCGGAAAUGCCCUCCAGGCUGCUGCACUCACCGAAGAUAAUACAUCUAUCGUGCAGAUGCUACUAGAUAAGGGGGCCGAUGUCAACGCCCAGCGAGGGGAGUACGGAAAUGCCCUCCAGGCUGCUGUGCGUAGUGAAGAUCCAUGUAUCGUGCAGAUGCUGCUAGAUAAAGGUGCCGAUGUCAACGCCCAGGGAGGCUUCUACGGCAAUUCGCUCCAAGCUGCCACAUCAGCCCGGGGUGGCGAGCCUCUAGUGCAGACUCUGCUAGACAGUGGCGCCGAUGUCAAUGCCGAAGGCGGAGUUUAUGGUAAUGCACUUCAGGCAGCAUUGCUACGCGGAGCCAGCGAAACGCUGGUACAAACACUGUUAGACCAUGGUGCCAACUCUGAUGUGGUCCAGAUUGUAUCCGGUGGAGGGAAAAAGGCUUCGGUGCAGAUGCUCUUGGACCAAGGUGUUGAUCGAGAAGACCUCCUGAAAGCUGCAAAUCAAGGCUCUAACUGGGAGCUGCAGGAAAUCAUCGAGUCUUAA